This is a messenger RNA of Paralichthys olivaceus (Japanese flounder), 912 nucleotides long. RefSeq names its product syntaxin 3a (gene stx3a). Lineage: Eukaryota; Metazoa; Chordata; Actinopteri; Pleuronectiformes; Paralichthyidae. Gene Ontology annotation, biological process: synaptic vesicle fusion to presynaptic active zone membrane; intracellular protein transport; exocytic insertion of neurotransmitter receptor to postsynaptic membrane. The record is from RefSeq and is a predicted model, not a curated record. Gene Ontology annotation, molecular function: SNARE binding; SNAP receptor activity. Gene Ontology annotation, cellular component: SNARE complex; postsynapse; endomembrane system.
UUUAUUUUUAAUUUGAACCACAGACUAGUCAGGAUGAAGGACCGUCUGGCGCAGCUGAAGGAGAAGAGUGACGCUGGAGGGGAUGACAUCGAGGUUCCUGUGGAGAAUGAAGCAUUUAUGGAUGAUUUCUUUACUCAGAUUGAAGAUAUCCGUAUCAGCAUUGACAAGGUUGACGAGAGCAUCACAGAAAUCAAAAAACUCUACUCCACCAUCUUGUCAGCCCCCACAUCUGACCAGAAAACACAGGAUGACGUUGAGGCUCUCACCAAUGAGAUCAAGAAGUCAGCCAACAACGCCAGAAACAAACUGAAGAGUAUUGAACGGCAGCUCGAGUCAAACACAGAUGACAGGGCCUCUGCUGACCUCAGGAUACGCAAGUCACAGCAUGGUAUCCUGGCCAAGAAAUUUGUGGAGGUGAUGACAAAGUACAACGAGGCUCAAGUUGACUUCAGAGAUAAGAGCAAAGGACGGAUUGCACGACAGCUCAAGAUCACGGGGAAAGCAACGACAGAUGACGAGCUGGAGGAGAUGCUGGAGGGAGGAAACUCUGCUGUGUUCACUGCUGGGAUUAUGGACUCAAAGAUCAACCAGCAGGCCCUGAAUGAGAUCGAGGCUCGUCACAAAGACAUCAUGAGGCUGGAGAGCAGCAUCAAAGAGCUCCAUGACAUGUUUGUAGACAUCGCCAUGAUAGUUGAAAACCAGGGUGGCAUGAUUGACAGGAUUGAGAGCAACAUGGACCAGUCAGUGGGCUUUGUAGAGAGGGCGGUGGCAGACACCAAGAAAGCUGCCAAAUUCCAGCAGGAGGCACGCAGGAAACAAAUGAUGAUCUUCUGCUGCUGUGUGAUCCUGGCCCUCAUCGUCGGGUCAUUUCUCUACAGCUUCAUCAAGUAGAAAACUUGAGGCCAUCUGCUA